GUGUUUGGUUCGGUGAAAGGUAGCUAAGGAAAGCUCCAAAAUGGCAAGUCUGGAUACGCAAAGCCUACUGUUCGAAGAGAAAGCACUGCAUACACCUUCGUUGGUCGAAAUACGCGAUGUGCUCGCGACUGGCUUGAAGUCUAGCUUCGCAACGGUCAACGUGGAGGUCGUGGCAUGUCCGGAUCUCACCAAAGCCCCUUUCCAUCUUGCCGGACAAGGUUUGAACGGCAGUCCAACGCUGGUGGAAAUCGGUGGACCACCGUACCUCCUCCCGAACGUCGAUCGCAGCAAGCUGUACGAUCUGGUGUCCGUUUCCCAGCGUGCCCUGCAUGACACGAAGAAAGAAUUCAUUGCCAUCGGUGCUGGUGCCGGUCCAUUCCCGCUGGUAAACUCCAAUUGCGAGGGUAUGUUCAACCUACGCUACACGCCCCCAGGAACGGUGGCCAGCGAAAGUCACUUGGCGGUGAUCUCCCCUACCGAUCGAACGGUGACCGUUCACAAAAUCCCGAACACGGAAACGCGCUGCGCACUGCUUGGUAACAUUCUCGUCGCGGAGGGCAAAGCGGGCCAGGUGCUGAAGGUGAGCUGCAAGCGGCGUACCGGAAAGAAGGACUUCAUUGCCAGCAUCCGCACGUGUCUCGAGGGUCACUACGGAGAGCAGACGGUCGGUCUCGGGGGUGUGUUCCUAUUGCAGGCGGGUAAAGCGAAGCAGCACGUAAUGUCGCCGUUCUCGGAGACUCCGCUUAACACGGAGGAAGAGCUCAACGAGUGGCUUAACUUCUAUGAUAUGCCGGCACCGCUGAUUAACGUGGGCACCCUCGUGACAACCGAGUGCGAUCUCGAUCUGCGGCUGCAGCAUUUCCACAGCUUCUCAACGCACGGCCAUGGUGGCCACUAUCAUAUCGACACCACGCCGGACAUUGUCGAGUACGAGGGAUAUUUUGUCGUCGGCGAGCGGAUCGUGCGCGUCGACAAACCGGUCAUUACGCACAAAUUCGGACGAGACUAAGCAGAUCGAGCGCAAUCCAUUCGGUUUCGCAAAGCACACACACACAAUAAGGGAAACAAUAAACAUAAGGGGAAGCCCUUCGGAGCCCUUAAGGGUGGGAGAGUAUCAUGCACUAAUGGGUCAACAAAUAAACAUUGAUAAUGAACCAGGCAAUACGCGCACGCUUUUCGUUGUCUGAUGUGCUUUUGUAGGUCAUCCUAUGGGUACACAACCGUUGUGUGUAUUGCUUGGAGGAUGGAAUAAUAAGAACUGAUAAGAACUCACCCGAGCGAGAAGAACUUGACCGCGAACGGCUAAGUCGGUGCUCUUGGACAAGGAAGAUUUGAUAGUGUCCGUCUCGUGCCUGGCCUGCGUUUGUUUGACAGCCAAAAUUAAGUGAUCUUUGAAAUGAUUAAUUGUUUCACAAAAGGUGACGACGAAUUACUGAUUACUUCGUACUUUUUUUUAUUAGGGAAAUUAAUUAA
Messenger RNA from Anopheles coustani, 1473 nucleotides. RefSeq names its product ester hydrolase C11orf54 homolog. The transcript is spliced from 3 exons. Bases 41 to 1009 code for a protein of 322 amino acids. Gene Ontology annotation, molecular function: zinc ion binding; hydrolase activity, acting on ester bonds. The record is from RefSeq and is a predicted model, not a curated record. Lineage: Eukaryota; Metazoa; Arthropoda; Insecta; Diptera; Culicidae. Gene Ontology annotation, cellular component: nucleus.